Mya arenaria is the source of this 2114-nucleotide messenger RNA. Its product is annotated as glycosaminoglycan xylosylkinase-like. Gene Ontology annotation, biological process: protein phosphorylation. Gene Ontology annotation, molecular function: phosphotransferase activity, alcohol group as acceptor. Gene Ontology annotation, cellular component: Golgi apparatus. The record is from RefSeq and is a predicted model, not a curated record. Lineage: Eukaryota; Metazoa; Mollusca; Bivalvia; Myida; Myidae. The transcript is spliced from 9 exons. Bases 230 to 1507 code for a protein of 425 amino acids.
UUAUAUGCAAUUUUGAUAUCAUAUAGAAAAAGAGAACCCAUUGUAAGUGCAUCGCGGAAAGUAUUUCGUGUACAGUAAUUCUACAGUCAGAAUUGUGCGCAAUUAAAGUUCAAUUACAUUAACUCCACAUCAAUUAACGACCAACUAGAAGACGAAUAUUAUUGAAGGGAGAUAAUUCAAACUUUAUGAGUUGGAAUGAUAGAUACAGAGUUGCCUGUCUUGUACAACGAUGAGAAUAAAUGGAAGGCUUGCACUUCUGAGGACAGUCCAUGGACUGUUACUUUGUAUGAUAAUCAGAAUUGCACAGUUAUACCCUGUCCACAAGGCAGGAAUUAGUGACCAGCAUUUGGAAAGUUUUCUCCCAUUCUUGGCCGAACAGAAUAAUUAUCAAGGCAAAGAUUGGAGGAAUAUUACCCUGUUUCGAGAAGAACUGGUGAAGAGUUUGACAUCCCGCUACAAAAUUGACUGGGGAUGCAGACUCAACAAAUCGCCAUGGUCAGUUGCAGAAAAAUGGCUCUCAAAUCAGACAAUUAUACCAGAGAGGACUCCAGAGCUUGGAGGAGUCCUAAAUGCUAUUGCCACAAGGGAGAUAAUUUCCGCUGAUGUUGGUUACAAAGGGACACAACUCAAGCUGCUACUCAAGUUAAAGGGAGGUCAAAAAGUGGCCUUUAAACCCAAAAGAUUUUCUCGAGAUGCGAUUAUUCAGGGUCCACCCUAUGCAGGGGAAGAUCGUCACAAUGGGGAAAUUGUCGCCUUCCAUCUCUCCAGGCUUCUGGAGUUUAGGCGAACCCCAUUGGCAGCCGGGAGAGUCAUAAACCUCGAGACAGAAAUUAAACCUGUGGCCACAUCAACCCUGCUGGAAACAUUCUACACAAGGGGAAAUAACUCCUGCUUCUAUGGAAAAUGCUUCUAUUGUAAGGGAGAGUCUACUGGGGUCUGUGGGGAAGGUGCCUUACUGGAGGGCAGUCUCAUCUUGUGGCUUCCAGAGGGGGUUUCACUUACGCAACACAAACAUCCAUGGGCCAGAACCUACAAAACUGGACUUCUUGCUCAAUGGGAAGAUGACCUGAACUACUGUAAGAAGGUGAUCCUUAAAUUCCCUAGCUACCACUGGGGUCCACGCCUUCUGGACAUUAUAGAUACUGCCAUACUGGACUUCCUUAUGGGUAACGCAGAUCGCCAUAGAUACGAGACAUACAGGGAUACCAUGCUGAUGCUUGAUAAUGCCAAAAGUUUUGGGAACCCUCAGCAUGACGAGACAUCUAUUCUAGCUCCUCUCUAUCAUUGCUGCAGAUUACGGUUAUCUACGUGGUUACGUCUGCUGGUGUACCAGGACGGAGUAUUGGGUCGUGUUUUACGGGAAGUUCUCCGGGGAGACCCUAUAUCUCCGGUGUUAUCCGAUCUACAUAUACGUGCCAUGGAUCGAAGAUUAGCACUGGUGCUAGAUUAUGUAAAGCAUUGCAUGUCUCAUAAUGGACCAGAAUUUGUGCUGAUAAAAAAUGGAUAGCAUUGAACAAUUAUAAUGAACACUUCUUUAAUGUAAACUGUGAUAGGCUUUUUUUUAAUUAAUUCUUUAUCAUAAACUUACGUUAAGCCAAUGAAUGAGAGACUUGAUGCUGUGAUGCUAGAUUAUGUAAAACAGACUCUCUCAACAUUGUCCAAUAUUUGCACUAAUUAAAGAAAGACACCAAUGAAAAAUAAUCAGUUAUUAAUUGAUUAAUUCUGUAAUAAACUUUGUUUUGUUUAUAAUAUUCAUCUUUAAAGAGACUUGAUAAUGGCAGGUGAUGAAUCAGAGGUUAGCAUUAAGGACAAAUUCAAUCACGGUUACUCUUAGAUUGUAGGGGCCACUUUGUUUUGAACAUUAAAUACUGUGAUAUACAAUUGGAAAACAUGUGUUUUAGUUAUUUAUUACCUGUCAUGAUCUGCUGCUUCAUUGAUAAGACCACAGCUCAUAUUGGUCUAAGCUUAAACUAAGAAUGAUUUAGACUAGGGAUGCAAACGAAUAUUUGAUCGUACAUUUAGUAUACAAAUGUCAAAAAUGAUUUUCGGUGUUUUAGUUGAAUCAAUAAAAUAAUAAACCUUUUGUUUACAACUGUGCUGUUGUGUAUUAAGUU